UACAGCCCAAUGAAAUACUAAAAAGACCCUAACAGUUAUCAACUAGGAGAAAGUACUGAAGAACAACAUUUAAUGUGAAUUUCCAUCUUACCGCAACAAAGCAGAAGCACCUAAGUGAAUUUCCAUCUUGUCCGCUACAACGUCGCUUCAAAGCAUAGAAUUCCUAUAACAGGCAUCUAAUUGAUUAUAUAAUUAGGGAUGAGAACUUCAUAAAAUUGAACAGAAAUAUGUAUUACAGAAAGCAUUAAGGGUGAAUAGCUAGUGUUCUAUCAAUUGAUAGGCAUCAGACAAGAAAUGAACAUCAAUUUUCCGAUAAAAAUUGUAGAUUGAUUCUUCUGUUAAAGGAACAAGGCCAUAAACAUGGUACAGUGGAUCGAAAUCUCGAAAUCACAGAGUGGAUCGAAAUUCCAUUCAGCAAUUUGAAGACGAAGAAGAAGAACUAAAAGAGCAAAGUUACCCUCUCCGAAGUAGCAAGGAAUAUUGCGUUGAAACGGAAAUCCAAUUGCCAACGACGACGACGACAGUAUUGAUGCAAUACUCCCUGAGGUUGAACCAACGCUAGAGCAAGAAGAAGAAACAGGCGGCAGUGGCGGAUGAACUUUUUUAUUAACAGACUUUAAAUUAGGAAACAGAAUCGCUCUAAUCUUCAAUUCCCUAUUAUUAUUCGAUGCCGCCGAUGAAGCUGGAACGUAUUCUUCGAUUAUAUUAGCUAGGUUUUCGUCAGAAGUGAUGGAAACAAGCACGUCUAGAUCUUCGUUUGGAAGUUUACAUUUUAAAUUCACACGAAAUCCACACGAUUCUUCAAAUUUCAUCAUCAGAUCUGUAGUAGUAGUCCAAAUCCAAAUCUAAUUAAAGGCAAUCGGUCCCAAAAAUAAUUAAGAUCAAAAUAAGGAAUAGUAGUUAAUUAAUUACCUGCGAUGGUUAUGAAACGAUCGACGGAGAGGAUUCUUAUGUGGCCGCCGACGUAGCGGAGGAGGAGUUGAGAAGAGAAUUUUUGCACUUCCAAUUGCCUCACCGAUUGGGAAUUCCUUGUGAAUGUGAAUAGUGAAUGUCACCGACACUCUCUAUUUACUAUAUAUAUUUAUUAUAUAUAAAUAUAAAAUAAUAUAUAAUUAUAUAAUAUUUUAUACAUAGAUCGCACAUAUAUAGAUUGUAGCAUAACCCACCCUCUCUUCACCUUCAAACCUUUCUCUUCCAAUCCUCUUCCAAUCUCCGCACACCUACAACCGGAAAUCAGCCGCAGCCGCCGGAAACCGCCUGCCCGCCGCCGCCGGAUUGAGCCGCCGCAGCCGGAAACCACAGUAGCCGCCGGAAACCAUCAAACGCCGGAUCGUUCUUCUACGAACAGAGAUUUCUACGCGCAACCACCAAGUUGAAUUAUCUAAAUGGAAUGUCGAUAAAAGAGUUUUGUUAAGACUUAAUGAAACCGGAUUUAAGAACAUUCAUCAUAUGCACAAUAUGAUGAGAACGGAUUUAAACCUGUUUUUGGCUUUAAUAAAAUGUUAUUCUAUAGAAGAACAUUGUUUUAUUAUUGGAGGUAGACGUAUAGUGCCUACCUUAAAGGAUGUUGUAAGAAUUAUGGGGCUUCAAAUUGAUGGUGAAGCCAUCACUGGAAAAGACUUCGGAAGAGAGGUAACAGAACAAUUGUGCAAUGAAUUAUUAGGGGAUAGCCGGUAUGUUUCAGGCCGUAGUGGCACUGAAAUAUCAUUGAAGGGGUUGAGAGAAAACCUGCAGAAUAUCCCCAUGAAUUUAGAGGAUAUUGACAUAUAUGUGCGCGCCUAUGUGUUACACGUAAUAGGAUGUUUUAUAUGUCCGUCGAUGAAUCCCUCCGGUGUUUCAUCCAUGUUUCUCAGUCUUUUGAGAAACGUUGAUGAAAUAAAAAACUUUGCUUGGGGAGCUGCUUUCUUGACUCAAUCAAUGAACCAUGUUCGUCAUUUGAAGAUGAAAAUUGAUUCCACUACGACUACGGGAGCUUGUAUUCCAUUUUUUAUGGUGUUUUUGUUUGAACACGUAAAUGGGCUAACAAAUGCCUCACUGCGUUUAAACCAAAUACCUUUUGACCUGCCAAUGGAAUUUCCCCUGCUUGUAUCUUGGUCAUCUCUUUUGAUUAGUAAGAGCAAGAACAAUCACGGGAAGCUGGCCGCUGAUACAUUUGUUAAUCUUCUUCAAAUGAGUGAGAUUAUACCAAGACCAUACGAUCGUUUGAAUGUUGAGUUUUUACCUCAAUAUCUAAAAUCCCAACUUCAUGUUGCAUACACACAUAACGUGUUGAUAUGCUUUGAACAACUUGCGCACCAUAUGCCGCAUAUCUUUCUAGAAAUGAUGGGAUUAGAAGAAAGUGAUAUUGGCAUUAUUCGUACCCUUCCAAAAGCCAAAUCAAAGCAUCGUAAAUCUUCCGAGAAACCUGAUUGGGGUUCAAAGUUUCAAAAGCAUGUCGACUUUUGAAAUAAUAGAACAGAUCAUUUAAUAUGCAGUUACGACAAACUUAUUGAGUUGGGAGUGGUGGGGGAGAAUGAAGAUUAUGAUGAAGAAGCUGUGCCUAUAAAUGUGAAUGAAGAUGAUGAUGAAGAAGCUGACAAUGAAGAUAAUGACGAUUUCUGUAAGUAGAAUAGUAUUGGAACACGUCUUCAUUUGGUUCUUCCAAAUGAUCAAUGGAGAAAAGAACAUCCUCUGCGAAGUAUGGAAAAGACACAGAUAGCCACUAACUAUUAAUCAAGUACUAUUUGAUGGGUAUCCCUAACUAUUAAUCAAGUACUAUUUGAUGGGUAUCCCUAACAAUGAACAUGAGACCAAGAUCCAAAGGUUGCUAACAAUGAUAACUGCUAAAAAACCUAAUAGUGAU
Messenger RNA from Impatiens glandulifera, 2842 nucleotides. Its product is annotated as serine/threonine-protein phosphatase 7 long form homolog. The coding region runs from base 1450 to 2445 and encodes 331 amino acids. Lineage: Eukaryota; Viridiplantae; Streptophyta; Magnoliopsida; Ericales; Balsaminaceae. The record is from RefSeq and is a predicted model, not a curated record. The transcript has 6 exons.